AUGACAAUACUUGAGACCGUCGCCCCUAGGCGGGCCAAGGCGGUCGCAUUGCGCAACAAUGGCUUCGCCAGGAACCUGUCCUUGAUCACGCUUACCUUUCAGAACUCGGCUCUAAUACUGAUCAUGCACUACUCGCGCAUCAUGCCGCCGUCGGGCGACCACCGCUACUUCACCUCGACCGCCGUCCUCCUCAACGAGGUCAUCAAGCUCGCCGUCGCCCUCACCCUCGCCAUAUACGAGACCUCCAAGACGCUCGCCCCCAGCACUCCCGCCACCGUUCUCUUUGAGCAGAUCUACAAUGCCGUCUUUUCCGGCGACGGCUGGAAGCUCAUCCUCCCCGCCGCCUUCUACACUCUACAGAACCUACUGCAGUACGUCGCCGUCGAGAAUCUGGACCCUGUCCACUUUCAGGUUCUCUACCAGGUCAAGAUCCUCACCACGGCCAUCUUCAGCGUCGUCCUUCUCCGACGUCACCUCGGAAUCAAACGCUGGGUGUCCCUCUGCGUUCUCACCUUCGGUGUCUCCGUUGUCUCCCUCCCCUCGUCCGAGACACGCGUCGAUGCUCUCCUGCUGCACGGCAUCCCCGACCACUACUUUCCCCGCUCCAAACACGAGCUGGGUCAAGCCGUCGAUCUAUCGACCCCCGACACACACCUGACGAGACGCUCCGCCACCUACGAGGGCAUCGCCAACGACCUGCCUCCCCCCGAUCCCCUCAUGAACUACUCCGUCGGCGCAACUGCCGCCGUCGUGGCCGCCGUCGUCUCGGGCUUGGCGGGCGUCUACUUUGAGAAGCUGCUAAAGGAGAGCCCUUCGCAGACGAGCGUCUGGAUCCGCAAUAUCCAACUCAGCUUCUAUUCCAUCAUAGCCGCCACACUCGGCGGCGUCAUCUGGCAAGACGGGAGCGGCAUUCGCGAGCAUGGCUUCUUCGAGGGCUACAACUGGGUCGUGUGGGCCGCCAUCGGGCUGCAGGCCGCCGGGGGCUUGAUUGCCAGCAUCGUCAUUCGAGACGCCGACAACAUUGUCAAGAACUUUGCCACCAGCAUCAGCAUCGUCAUCAGCUUCAUUGUCAGCGUAUGGGUCUUUGAGUUUACGGUGACGGUGACGUUCCUCCUCGGCACCUCGCUCGUCCUCCUUGCCACGUACCUGUACAGCAUCCCUGAGCGCAGCCGCCACCGCCCGCCCGCCGUGCGCAUCGUCAGCUUCGAGAAGCCCGCCAUCGAACGCGUCGUGACUCCCGGGACGACACCCCGCAUCCCUGACGCCAGCCGCCUCAACUCGGACCCCUUUGACGCAAAGGGCCUGGCCAUGACGUCGAGCCGCCCCAACAGUCCCAUGCUGCCGCGGCAGGCGAGCCGCACGCACAUGCUCCGCGAGGAGUGA
Molecule: messenger RNA, 1383 nt
Organism: Hirsutella rhossiliensis
Lineage: Eukaryota; Fungi; Ascomycota; Sordariomycetes; Hypocreales; Ophiocordycipitaceae
Product: nucleotide-sugar transporter domain-containing protein
Exons: 5
Coding region: 1-1383 (460 amino acids)
Biological process (GO): pyrimidine nucleotide-sugar transmembrane transport
Cellular component (GO): Golgi membrane
Molecular function (GO): UDP-galactose transmembrane transporter activity
Source: RefSeq, a predicted model, not a curated record